This is a messenger RNA of Pseudonaja textilis, 2846 nucleotides long. RefSeq names its product adrenoceptor beta 3 (gene ADRB3). Gene Ontology annotation, molecular function: beta3-adrenergic receptor activity; epinephrine binding. Gene Ontology annotation, biological process: norepinephrine-epinephrine-mediated vasodilation involved in regulation of systemic arterial blood pressure; positive regulation of MAPK cascade; adenylate cyclase-activating adrenergic receptor signaling pathway. NCBI's taxonomy places the organism in Eukaryota, Metazoa, Chordata, Lepidosauria, Squamata, Elapidae. Gene Ontology annotation, cellular component: plasma membrane. The record is from RefSeq and is a predicted model, not a curated record.
CCGAGGACGGGCGCCGGGGCUGGUUGAAGGAAGGGACGACCGCCGCCAAUGUCAUUACUUUGGACGGCGCGUCGGUUCGGAUGGGCCGGAGAGGCUAAGGCGAGGCGUAACUUAAUUCUGUCAUUGGACCUUCCGGCUUGAAUUGCCCCGAAGAGCGAGCCUCGACCUUUCCUGCCAAGGGAAGGGGGAGGAAGAAGAGUUCUGCAGGCUGGGAGGGUCGGGACGAGAUGGCUCAAUUUUCGCCGAGGAUGAAAGCGGCUUUGCACGAAGCAAGUCAAAAGCUCUUGCAAGGCGGUAGAGCGAGCGGCUUUCCUGCUGCGGAAGGGAGGAAAAAAGGCCCGGGAGAGCAGAGACCAACGCCCGUGUCCCGCCCCUGGGUCCUGCGCCUUUAAGAACUCCUCCUCUGAGCAGUGCCCACCGAGGGGAGGGCGGUGCUGCCCCUCCGAGGCACCUUCAGUCUUCCCCCGAGCAUGGGCUGGGCUGCGGAGCCUUAAGCGGCGGCCGGGGGUCCCGUGCGCCUGGAGAGCGCACUCCCGCCGCGAUUCCCGCGGAGAGCUGCUUCGGCCGACUCCAGGUGUCCAGAGGGCGGCAAGGCAGGUUCGUUCCCCUCCCAGUCUGCCCUCUCUGCCAUGGCUCCCCCGUGGCCGCCCAACGGGACGUGGCCGGGGGCGGCGGAGCAAGCGGGUUUGGGGGCCAACGGCACCAAUUGCCCUGGGGCGGAAAGCAGCCUCAGCCGGCAGGGGGCGCUCGGAGCUGCCCUCAGCCUGGCCGUGCUGGUGACGGUGGCCGGCAACCUACUGGUGGUGGUGGCCAUUGCUAAGACCCCCCGCCUGCAGACCAUGACCAACAUCUUCAUCACUUCUCUAGCCUGCGCUGACCUCAUCAUGGGGCUUUUGGUGGUGCCUCCAGGGGCCACCCUGGUCCUAAGCGGCUGCUGGUUGUACGGCACUACUGUCUGUGAGCUGUGGACCUCGCUGGAUGUGCUGUGUGUCACGGCCAGCAUCGAGACCCUGUGUGUCAUUGCGGUGGACCGAUACUUGGCUAUCACAGCCCCACUGAAGUAUGAGAUGCUGAUGACCAAGAGCCGAGCACGGGGAGUGGUCUGCCUGGUGUGGGCCGUGGCCGCCUUCAUCUCCUUCUUGCCCAUCAUGAACCACUGGUGGCGGGAUGGGGCGGAUGUGGAAGCCCUGAGCUGUUACCAGGAUCCUCUAUGCUGUGACUUUGUCACCAACAUGCCCUAUGCCAUCUUGUCUUCCAUCAUCUCUUUUUACGUGCCGCUGUUGGUCAUGAUUUUUGUCUAUGCCCGAGUCUUUGCCAUCGCUACCAGGCAACUUCAUGUCAUUGAGAAGGACAAGGGGAGGUUCCUUCAGGAUGCAUCCAAAGGCUUCCGCCGCAGGAGGCCCUCCCGUCUCCUCCUUGCCAUCAAAGAGCACAAAGCCCUGAAGACUUUGGGCAUCAUCAUUGGUGUCUUCACUCUCUGUUGGCUGCCCUUCUUUGUGGCCAACAUCAUCAAGGUCUUUGCAAGAUCCUUCGUCCCUGACCCGCUUUUUCGCUUCUUCAACUGGCUGGGCUAUGUCAACUCGGCUUUCAACCCCAUCAUCUACUGCCGCAGUCCUGACUUCAGGUGUGCUUUCAAAAAACUCUUACGUUGCCCAAGGAGACCUGAUUCCCAGCUUCAUGCUUUCUCCAAGGACCUGCAGAGAUGCCUAUGUGCCUUCAGCUCCCGGGAGAGCAAGUCCAUUGCUACAGUUUCCAGAGAGGAGGAAGAGGAGGAGGAAGAAGAGGAGGACUUGGGCACUGGUAGCACUAGCAGUGCUUCCAGUAACAGGACCGAGGAAACAAAGCAUUUGUAUCUGGCCAGCAAUGGGCACAAUUGUACACAGCGUCCCCUGGGGGAAACCCAGCUCCAAGGCACCCAGAUCACUUUGUGUCCACAGCUGGAGGAGUAGGUGUAGAGAAUGAUAGUGGGGAUGGAAAGAGAGCUGACUAGAGAGUGAAUGGCAUCUGGGGGACAGGAAGAGUCCAAAAUUGUUUUCUGGGAGGGUCUACAUUUCUUGUCCUCUAAUGUGCUACAAAGAAACUGGAAGGGUUGUGAAAAUAUUUCCUAUGAGAAUCUUGUUUGCUUGGAAGCAAGUCUUAACUAUUUUCACUGAGACGUGCUCUCUAAUAAGUGUGUUCAAAAGAGGAUUUGCAACUACUAUAGUAAAUUAAUGAUCAGUGAAUCCUGUGGUAGCUAUUUCAGUUACUGGACUGUGAACAGAGCUGAUUAUAACUCAGGUGCAAAACAUACCUUGUAUGCUGGAGCCAGAAUCAAGUGGCAGGGGAUAGGACAUCCUAAGGGUAUGACAACUGGGUUGCAGAAUUCCAGAUGCCUACUAGAAGCUGAAAAGAAACCCUAACUCUUUGCUGCUAUGCAGUCAGGUUUCUGUUUUAUUUUUAUAUCAGAGUUAUGACAACACUAGGAAAUCUUUCCUUUUGACCAUUAACACUCAGUGCCGAUGAUGCUGGCUUAGACAGAUAAUCUAACCCACUUUAUAGUAGCUUUCAUAACUGUAUCCCCUUUCAGCUGAAAACUAUUUGAUUUCCUUUUCAGAAAUAGACUGAUAGCUUUCAGACACUCAGUAGGAGCUCAUUUUUUAGUUUCUCCUUUUCAGGUGAAAUACUGAGGAGUUAAGAAGACCAUCUCCAGAAAUGGUCACCCAUCUUUGUGGCUUCUGCAGAAAAAUAUCCUAACAAUUCAGAAUCCAAAUAUCCUAAAACAUCACAUUGCUCUAGUUUGAAGAUUUCUCUUGUCAGGCAGUAUUUCUGAUGUGUGGGGAAUGUUAAAGGAAAACACACUUGUCUUU